Exophiala aquamarina CBS 119918 is the source of this 1296-nucleotide messenger RNA. RefSeq lists its product as uncharacterized. The record is from RefSeq and is a predicted model, not a curated record. The coding region runs from base 1 to 1296 and encodes 431 amino acids. The transcript has 5 exons. NCBI's taxonomy places the organism in Eukaryota, Fungi, Ascomycota, Eurotiomycetes, Chaetothyriales, Herpotrichiellaceae.
AUGGCGGCACCCGAACCGCACACACGGCAGAGGAAUGGCACCGGAAACAAAUUCGGUGGAACCGAAGCAGACAGCAACAUCCUCAAGCUAUUUCGGAUGCUUGAUCGGAGCGAUGCCACCAUGUAUACCUUUUACCAACCAGGGAUUGGCACAUAUAUCACUUCGAACUCGAUGCAAACUACUUCGGCUGUGGGGCGUGUUCAUUCCUGGUACAAGAAAGCGAAGGAUUCGGCGGUCGGCUCAUCAUUUGCGGACCAUGUCAUGGGCGCAUACAAAUACCUGAUGAGAUACUACUGCUGUGAAGAUGACCUAUAUUUCUUCGGAUUCAGUCGUGGAGCAUACACCGCCCGCUUCCUGGCCGACAUGCUUGAUCACAUUGGUCUCCUUGGUGCUGGCAACGAGGAGCUUGUGCGCUUUGCUUGGAAAACGUAUGCAAAAUGGGCUGCUCGAACAAAUGACGGCACAGACAAAGCACAGAGGAAUGAGGAUGAGCAAUACAAAUUCAUGCGUGGCUUCAGAGAAACUUUCUGCAGGCCAGUCCGCCGUAUUCGUUUCCUUGGUCUCUUUGACACCGUCAACUCAGUCCCUCGUUUCGAGGGCGCAUGGAUGCAGAGAAGCAAGUUCCCGUAUACAGCCAGGCCCUCUGCCAAAGUGAUUCGGCAUGCUGUCUCGAUCGACGAACGGCGUGCCAAAUUCAGGCAAGAUCUGCUUGCGGGCUCCAGACACAAAAAGGAAGGCCAGGUGGAUGGCAAGGCGAAUGGCUGUGGCGGGCACCGUCAGUCCAUCGAGCCUGGGUCUUUGACUUCUUCGACCUAUGAUGUUUCUACGGACAAGCCAGGCUCGCAGAAGCCAAUGAGGCAUCGUCGUCGUAGAUAUUCGGGCACCGAUCAGGCCCAAGAUGUCAGUGAGGUGUGGUUUGCAGGUGGCCACGCUGAUAUUGGUGGAGGGUGGAAAAGAUGCCAGGGAGAGACUUGGCCACUCAGUCAUGCUCCACUGGUGUGGAUGAUUCACGAGGCUGAGAGGGCUGGCUUAAAUUUUGAUGAGACGCCCCUUCCCAUGGGUGAACCACGCGACAUUCCCCAAAAUGCACAAAUUCAUUACUCCGCGAUCGAGCGGAUGAGGAACGUCCCAAACUACCGGCCUGGCAAUCUCAUUAUCGGAGGAGGUGGGCGAGCCGUUCUAACAGCUCCUGCUAAGUGCGGUAUAGGUAAUUGGAAGGUCAGGGAGUGGCCUGGAGACCCCAUCAAAGAAACCUUUGUGCGCAAGCUUAGUCCUGAUGACAGCAGCAGCGGGUGA